CCUAGCUAUCUAUCUAUCUUUUCAUUCUUCUUCUUCUUCUUCUUCUUCUUCUUCUUCUUCUUCUUCUUCUUCUUCUUCUUCUUCUUCAAUUCAAUUCAGUUCGUUCUCUCAUGUGUCAUUAUUUCCCUUUACUACACUCAUCACAAUCUCUAUCUAACUUUCUUGAUGAUGAUGAUGAGCAUGUUUGUUUCAUGUUUGGUACUACCCAUUGCUAAUUAUAUUAACAUUAUUCCCUUACCUUCUUUCUAAAUUAAUUACCUUCUUCUUCUCUCCUUCUCUCUCAAGUUUUGCAUCUUUUUCAGAAGAAAAAGAAAGAAAGAAAGAAAGAAAAGCAAGAGAGAGAAUCUGAGUAUGUAUAAACAAAUCACACUUUAACUGCUUCUUCCGCUUUAAUUUGUGAGCAUCAUCUUGUGUGAUUUGAGUAAAGCUAAAAAGAAGAUGCCGUUAGAAGGGAUUUUCAUGGAAGCAAGUUCAUCAACCACACCUACCCCUGAUCUUUCCCUUCAAAUAAGCCCUCCAACUAUCUCUUCUUCUUCAUCUUCUUUGAUCUGCAAAGGUAGUAGUAGUAGUAGUAGUAAUCAUCAUAAUAACCAUAAUAAUAAUAAUAAUAACUUCCCUGAGCUUUCUCUUGGAAGCAAUUUCAUCAAUUAUUCAAAUAGCAGCAGCAGCAGCAGUUAUUAUAGAGCGAUUAGCGGUGCUCAUCAUCACAUAAAUUAUGGAGGAGUUUCACUUCUUGAUGCAUCUGACGGUGGAGGAGUGUUAAGAAGGCCAAUCAAGGGUAUUCCGGUGUAUCACAACCGUUCGUUUCCCUUCAUGGCAACAUCAUCAUCACCGUCAACAAUGGAAUAUUCUAGAGAAAACAACAAGGUUAAUAUGUGUUCAUAUCACCACCACCAAUACAUGAUUCCUUCUUCAUCACCAUCAUCACUACCUAAUAAUAAUAGUAAUUACUUUAUUGGACCCGCACCUUCUUCUUCUUCUUCUUCUUCGCCGGCUUUGGAUCCAAUCACAAGGCUCACUGCCUUCAAAUCUCAUCAUCAUCCAUUGCACCAUCAUCAUCAUGAAGUACCACCAUCGCAUCAUCAUCAUCAUCAUCAUCAUGGUGGGUUUAUGAUGCGAUCCAGCAGGUUCUUGCCCAAGCUACCAACAAAGAGGAGCAUGAGAGCGCCCAGAAUGAGGUGGACAAGCACCCUCCAUGCCCGAUUUGUUCACGCUGUUGAGCUUCUUGGCGGCCAUGAAAGAGCAACUCCAAAGUCAGUUCUUGAACUCAUGGAUGUGAAGGAUCUCACAUUAGCCCAUGUCAAAAGCCAUUUGCAGAUGUAUAGAACUGUUAAGACCACUGACAAGCCUGCAGCUUCUUCAGAUGGAUCCGGGGACGAUGACAUGUCGCCGGUGGGCGGCAGCGGUGACUGUAGUGGCAGUCUCCGGCAAUUUUCGGACCAAAGAGGGCGGCCGGAUCGGUCAUUAUUGCAACAAGAUAUGGACUACUCUUCCACCACCACCACUCUAUGGAGUAACUCUUCAAGUUGUAGAGAGACAUGGCAACAAACUACAUCUGAUAUAAAUGGUCUAAGACAACCUAUCUUACACUCUCAAACAAAAUCGGGAGGGCAAAAUAGUCAUAUUCAGGAGUGCGAUUCAACGCAACUGAAGAACAAUUUGCAAGGUUCUAAUAAUUUGGAAUGCAAGAACCCAUGCUUGGAGUUCACAUUAGGCAGACCUGAUUGGAAUGGCAAAGAACAAGCCUAAUUAUAUAUUAAUAAUUUAAUUUUGAUCGAUAAAUUAUGAUUCCUCAUUCUCUUUUAAUUUUAUGCAUUUUAAUUAUAUAUAUAUGGAGAGAGUGGUGCCUAGGGUUCAGGAUUCAGGAGAUAAAAGAAAAAGUCAUGCAUAUAUAUACUGUUCCUCCCGGAACUGUGUUCACUUAACGAACAAUUUUGUUUAUCUUAUUAUUAUAAUUAUAUUUAUUAGUCAUGCA
Molecule: messenger RNA, 1975 nt
Organism: Arachis stenosperma
Lineage: Eukaryota; Viridiplantae; Streptophyta; Magnoliopsida; Fabales; Fabaceae
Product: transcription repressor KAN1-like
Exons: 6
Coding region: 439-1749 (436 amino acids)
Biological process (GO): abaxial cell fate specification; regulation of DNA-templated transcription
Cellular component (GO): nucleus
Molecular function (GO): transcription cis-regulatory region binding
Source: RefSeq, a predicted model, not a curated record